GCAGAGAGCUCCGGUGAGGUUCGGUGAGAUUCGGGAUGCUGCGGGCGUGAACGCGAACAUCAGACGAACAUUAGCCAAUGAGAGAUCUGAGCUAAGGUGGCAUCGAACUCUCGGACCAAUCACAGCGCCGUAUUUCAGCAGUUCAAGAGCGCAUCAACAACAUCGGUUUGCACGCAGUUACGAGUGCGUGCUCUUCAACACGUUUGGAUCUCUCAAGAGUUGAACCGAAGCGCGAUAUUUCAUUGCUUUUGAACGGCAUCACCGAUUCUCAUCCAUUCAUCCACAGGUGAAGAAACAGCAGUCAUGUCAGAUACAGAUGUCCUUUCAUCAUCAUCACCUCGAGUGGAACGUGUGGAGGAUGAGUUUGAUCACUCAUAUAAGGAGAAAUCGGGCCCGAAGCCUGCCAGGUCUAUAGUGUGGAGAAACGUCAUUCUCAUGAGUUUACUGCACGCUGGAGCCGUGUACGGACUCUUCUUCAUUCCAUCUGCACGACCACUUACAUUAGUCUGGGCGUUGUUGUGUUUUGUGUUGAGCGCUCUGGGCGUCACUGCCGGUGCACACAGACUCUGGAGUCACAGAUCAUACAAAGCAACUUUGCCUCUCCGGAUCUUUCUGGCGACCUGCAACUCCAUGGCCUUUCAGAACGACAUUUACGAAUGGGCUCGUGAUCAUCGCGUUCAUCACAAAUUCUCAGAGACUGAUGCGGACCCUCACAAUGCCGUCAGGGGCUUUUUCUUCUCUCACAUCGGCUGGCUGUUGGUUCGAAAGCAUCCUGACGUCAUUGAGAAGGGAAGGAAGCUGGAGCUCAGCGAUCUGAUGGCAGAUAAAGUUGUGAUGUUUCAGAGGAGGUACUACAAACCUGUGGUGCUGUUUAUGUGUUUUAUUUUCCCUACAAUUGUACCGUGGUACCUGUGGGGUGAGUCGAUGUCGGUGGCGUUUUACGUUCCUGCAAUCCUCCGGUACACGCUCGUGUUAAAUGCCACGUGGCUGGUGAACAGCGCUGCACACAUGUGGGGGAACCGACCGUACGACAGCAACAUCAACCCCAGAGAGAACCGAUUCGUCACCUUCAGUGCUAUAGGUGAGGGCUACCAUAAUUACCACCACACGUUUCCAUACGACUACGCCACCAGCGAGUACGGCUGGAAGGUCAACCUGACCACCUGCUUCAUUGACUUGAUGUGUUUGUUGGGGUUGGCCAGUCACCGUAAGCGCGUGCCCAAAGAGCUGGUGCUCGCUCGGGCUCAGCGCACCGGAGACGGCAGUCACAGAAGCGGUUAAACGCCGACACUUUAUCCUGAAAAACUGCCAUCCCGAAGACAGAGGGACGUUCAGUCGGUCCCGUGAUGGGAUUUGACAGCGACGACGAAUCCUCUGCCGGGUUCCUAUUCCAAUGUCGGAUGCCAAAUGUUUUUCCCAGUCUCUGUUCUCAGCUUCCUUUCGACCGCAUUUCUAGAUCUUUUUGUUGUUUCGAGCUCCGAGCCCCUGAUGUUUCAGGACUCUUACAGACCGACGGCCUCCGGGUUUUUCUGUGCGUCUCAGUUGAAAUCCUACCAAAUUGAAUAGUGCAAUACUGGAGAAAUUAAAGCAAGAUAAUUCCGAUUUCCUCGAUGCACCUUACUGUAUUUGCUCUAAAGCAGAGCAAACGCUGCCCUUUUUUCAAAGUGUCCUAAUAUUUAUUUAUAAUAUUUGAAAUCCGUGUGAAUGAAUCUCGAGCGAUUGAUGGUUGCGAUGCACAUCUGGAUCACAGGCAGACAUGAAAUCUGCCUGUAAUUCUCUUUGAUACUAGGAUGGGUUUGAAUUUAAUGUCAAACUGAUAAUUUAUUUACUACCAUAGUCAUUUUAGGUGCUGAAGAUCACUGUGAGUUCAGAAAGAGAAGUGCGUCUCUGUACUGUUCACGACAGAUCCUGUAAGGAUGUUGACUCUUCGGUGUUUAAUACUGUAAAAUGUAUCGCUUGGUUUUGUGUUGUAUUUGAUUGUACAACAAAAUUCUUAAUUUUGAGCACUUACAUCUUAUAUGUCUGAAACUUCAGCGCAUGCUGAAUGAUCAGAAAACUCUUCUUUCUAAUGCCGAUAAUAAAGACGGACGACGCGUCUGUCCAAUAGAUGGUUUACAGUAUUGAGAAUAGUAUGGUGCGUUAUGAUGCCAAAACCGAUUGUUUUGCAUGCGUAGCCCGUAACAGCUGUUCACCUUUUGUGUUUCCUCAAACAUCAUGUAUUUUUAAAGACAUUGAUCCUUUGCAGAUUCAUUUGACAGGUGCUGCUUGUAUUUAAAUAGUUUAGCAUUUGAAAUCUCUUUGGAUUGUAAUAGUUUAAAGCAUUUGUAAAUACAGAGCAUUUGACUCGAUAUGACCCUGUUCCUCUCGCACUGAUGUGUGAUGGCCUUAUUUUCACUUUGACACAGAGACGUUUGUGAUAUUUUUUCAUGCUGUAGGAGGUUUGAUGAAUCUGAUAACUGAAGCUUGUACUUCUUAAAACCAAUGUGAUGUUUCUGUUUGUGAUAACAGCCUGUAUUAGUAAAUGGAUCCUUGUUUCAUAAUUGAAAAUAAAGUGACAAACAGAGCCUUUAAA
Molecule: messenger RNA, 2572 nt
Organism: Misgurnus anguillicaudatus (oriental weatherfish)
Lineage: Eukaryota; Metazoa; Chordata; Actinopteri; Cypriniformes; Cobitidae
Gene: scd
Product: stearoyl-CoA desaturase (delta-9-desaturase)
Biological process (GO): monounsaturated fatty acid biosynthetic process; unsaturated fatty acid biosynthetic process; response to fatty acid
Cellular component (GO): endoplasmic reticulum membrane
Molecular function (GO): stearoyl-CoA 9-desaturase activity; palmitoyl-CoA 9-desaturase activity; iron ion binding
Source: RefSeq, a predicted model, not a curated record